AUGAUAACAUUCGAGGAUAUCAAAGCUGUUCCACUGCCGCCAAACAUACUUGUUCCUGAAGAUGAAAAUAUCAAAAAUUCAAUUUUGCAAACGGUACUAAAGCUGGCCAACAAUCAAAACGUCCUGUCGCAGGAGCAGCCAACCAAAAAGAACGACAUCCCGUACGCCAACCCAAACGAUAAAUAUCACGACUACUACAUGUAUUACAUGAAACGCUUCCCAAAGGCAUCUGACAAUGAUAACAAAGAAUACGCAGCUAAAAAGAAAAAGAACCCACAAACGCCAGCUGAACCGUACCCGUUUGUUUUUAGUACAUACAACGAGCGCAUACCGCCACGAGACCUAGAAAUAAUAAAAACUACCGCAGUAUUCUGCAUCAUCAACGAGGACAUAGAUUACAUCUCUAAACUGCAGACAUUGUACAAAGAUGACCCUACAUUCCAGUUCCUGGACCCAUCGCAUUCGUUAUAUCAGGUGUUCACAAGCUUCAUAAAUCAAUACAAACAAUUAACCGCGGGGGAGUACGGUCUGCUAUGCGCUCUUGGUGAUGACCACAUACACACGAUCAUGAAAAGGGCAUUCGAAAGAUCCAGAUACAAAGAAUUCACAGAGACCAUGAAAGAACAACAACAAUAUGCGUUCGAAAAGAUGAAGAUAAAAUUCGCAGCAUUCGAAUGGCACGACUACAACCUGGUGGGAAGCUUCACAAUUGACGAACAGGAUUUGGAAAAAGAGCUCCAACCCGCUUUAGACUUCGACAAGAUGUACUCAUCAUCCCUAACAAAAGAAUUCAAAGACAUAUUUACCGACAUGACGCCAAAAACAACCAGUAAAGGAGCAUCUGAACCGGUAAAUAAGGAAUUGAAGCCCAGAAAGAAAAGACAGAUAAAAAUUAAGCCUGCAGGGGAAAUGAGGAUCAACAGAAACACCGAAUCGACUCACAACACCACCAAAAAAAUAGAAUGUCCAAUCACACAUAAGUUAAUACACGAAGACAAGCUGGAAAGACAUUUGCAAAUUUUAUUAACAGACCCAAACUACAAAGAAGAAAGGGAACAAUACAAAGCGAAAUACAACCUAACGAAUAUCACAUCCCAAGGGGUAUACGAAAACAUCAAAAGAGUUCUCGAUAAAAACUCACAAAAUGACGAACAGGCAAGAAAAAAGCAGAAGUCAAAAUAG
Molecule: messenger RNA, 1182 nt
Organism: Eremothecium cymbalariae DBVPG#7215
Lineage: Eukaryota; Fungi; Ascomycota; Saccharomycetes; Saccharomycetales; Saccharomycetaceae
Gene: PRP21
Product: Prp21p
Exons: 1
Coding region: 1-1182 (393 amino acids)
Biological process (GO): regulation of alternative mRNA splicing, via spliceosome; mRNA cis splicing, via spliceosome
Cellular component (GO): catalytic step 2 spliceosome; U2-type prespliceosome; U2 snRNP
Molecular function (GO): RNA binding
Source: RefSeq, a predicted model, not a curated record